AGUUCUUUGAGAAGUCCAAUAGACCAUAUUUCAAUUUAAAAGGGCUACCAUUUUAUGGAGACUAAAUAAAUGUAUAUAAAGACAUUUCAAUCACUUUUACCUUGCUAGGUAGUACUUGCACUCCUAUGCAUGAAACACCUAGUUUAAAUAAAUGUAUAUAAAGACAUUCGGCCAACUUUUACCUUGUUAGGACUUGAACUCCCAUAUAUGAAACACCUAGUUCAAAUCUUCACCUAAAAGACUAAACCACUAAAAAUUACCAGAGAAUAAGGAAACUUCUUUAUUGAUGUUUCAAAAUCUUUUGUAGUUACAACCUAACCCUACUAUUUUAUGUCUUAGGUUCAAAAAGCUGAGCUUCGAAAGAAAGAAUGGAAAUAUUUUGUUCAUUACCUUGGUUGGAAUAAAAAGUGAGUGUGCCUUCUAUCAGAUAAGCAGCAUGAGCUGUUAUAUUUUUUGAGUUCAUAUAUUGGGUUCAAGGACCUUAUAGGUUAUUCUUUAAUCUUUUCCUUCCAACAAAUCUGCAUCAAUAUGAUAAUUCUGUGUCUUGAGGUCUGUGAUUUGGGUAUUGUGCUAACCAUCUUAAAGCAGCACCUUUUUGUACCAAACUAGAGUAUUCAAUAACUUGUUUCUCAUUCUUUUCCCUUUACAGUACAUAUAAUUUAUUUUUGCUCACUACUGUGUGAAAAUCGCUCUCUCAGUUUUCUUUCCUAACUUAUGGACUUUAAGAUAUACUUAGUGAUGCAACCCACUUUAAAAAAGUUCUAAGUUCUUUUUUCCCUUUUCUUUAGGGAUUUUCCCAAAUCCUAAACAUUUAGUUUCAAGAAAAUGAGCAAUGGUCAUUGCAAACUUUGCUUUCUCUGGUUGAAUAUGUUCCUUUUACACUUACUACCAAUUUUUUUAAUAAUUCAUUCAUGCAAUCAUGUCAUCAUCAAGACUUGUCAGGCAGAGGACCUUUUAUAUUUAAGAUGCUAGAAAAUGUAUGCUUCCAUUGAUGUAUCCCCUUUUUCAAAAAGGGAAAUGGAAAUCAUUACUAUGGCUUGGACAUCUUGCCAACAGUUGGGACGAAUGGGUAGGUGUUGACCGGCUGUUGAAACAUACUGAAGAGAAUGUCAUGAAGCAGCACGCCCUUGAAAAAAAACAAGGUGUUGAUAAGACUUCUAAGUCUGGGCGUUCUACUCAGACCAAACCAAAAGGUCCCGCGGAUGCAAAAGUGGAUAAAGAAGACCUCAAAAACAAUGGGUCAAAAGGGAAGAAGCGAAAGGGCAAUUCAGCCAUUGAGAACAACAACUCAUCUAUGGAGAAGCUCAUCAAAAUUCAGAUCCCAUCAGCUCUAAAGAAGCAGCUUGUUGAUGAUUGGGAAUUUGUUUCCCAGCAGGAUAAGCUUGUUAUACUUCCUCGAUCACCCAAUGUUGAUGAUAUCUUGAUGAAGUACCUUGAAUACAGAUCCAAGAAGGAUGGCAUAAUGAUGGAUUCAAUUGGAGAAAUCCUCAAGGGUAUUCGGUGUUACUUUGAUAAAGCUUUGCCUGUGAUGCUUCUUUACAAAAAAGAGCGCCAACAGUACCGAGAAGCAGUCCUCAGUGAUGCCUCCCCUUCAACAAUAUAUGGUGCAGAGCACUUACUUCGCCUCUUUGUUAAGUUGCCGGAGCUGUUGGCAUAUGCUAAUGUUGAAGAGGAAACAUUGACCAACUUGCAGCAGAAAUUGCUGGAUUUUCUCAAGUUUCUGCAAAAAAAUCAGAGCAGCUUUUUCCUUUCUAGUUAUGAUGGGCCCAAAGGUUCGGAGGGUAAAGUAAAAGAUGAUUAGCCAUCCAAACUUUUCUACCAUCUCUGUUUUUUCAUAAACUCCAUUACCAGUUCCAGUUGACAAAUUUGGCGGAAAGCAUCUCCUGUUGUGCUGGUAUACUGUCUUCCACUUCUAUAAUCCGAUGGAGACAGCACCUUAUUGUUGUUGUAACAGUAGAAUUGAUCAUUGUUUGUUUACCUAUCAUCAGGAUGUCCGGUGACAUUUUAUGAGAUGUAUAAUAGCUAAUGAUUGUUUCCUCAAGCCUUGGUGUAAUGAUCUUUGUAGCAAGUACCGGUGAUGAGAACUAGAUAUUGAAAUUGUAAUCCUUUUCUCCUUUAAAUUGAAAGCAAGGCUGAUUACAUGUGUGCCAA
This is a messenger RNA of Rubroshorea leprosula, 2151 nucleotides long. NCBI's taxonomy places the organism in Eukaryota, Viridiplantae, Streptophyta, Magnoliopsida, Malvales, Dipterocarpaceae. The record is from the annotation of a GenBank genome assembly.